AUGUUCAGAAAAAUAUACACAAAUAUAUCCAUCACACUCAUUAAGCAAUUGAGAGAAGCAUCUGGAUCUCCUAUUAAUGAUUGCAAAAAAGCCUUGGAAUCAACAGAUGGUAAUUUUGAGAAGGCCAUUCAAUAUCUCAAAGAAAGAGGAUUGGCUUAAGCUGAGAAGAAAUCGGGCAAUCAAACUAAACAAGGAGUUAUUGUCGCUUAUACCAAUAAUAAAGUAGCUGCCCUUGCUGAAAUAAAUUGUGAAACAGACUUUGUAGCCAGAACUAAUGAAUUUUUAGAAUUUUCGACAAAUUUUAUUAAAACAGUUGUUAAUUAAGAAAAAGAUUUCAAUAGUUCAAAUAUUGAAUCAGUUCUAAGGCAAAGCUAAAACUAAGCUUACUUUGAGACUAACAUAGAUGAUAAACGUAAAUAAUUAGUGGGAAAAUUGUAAGAAAAUAUUGUUAUUGGUAACUUAAAUGCAUUUGUUGCAACAAACAAUAGUAUUUUCGGAGUAUAUCAACAUAAUUGCUUAAAAAGUACAAUCUGUGGUUUGGGAGGCAGUGUUGUUGAGUUAAUCACAGAAUAAGGAUUAAAUGAUGUCAAGUCAUAAAUUUUAAGAGAAGGAGCCAAUAAUUUAGCAGUCACUUAUUUGGGUUUGAAACCUAAAUUCUUAUAUGAGAAUGAGGUAGCUUCAGAUGUAAUCGAUUUAAUAAGAAAAGAAGUCUAAAGAGAUUUUGGAUCAAAGACUCCUUAGUAGCAAAAUUUUAUUGUUUAGGGCAAGCUCUAAAAUUAUUAUUCAGAUAAUGUGUUUGAACACCAAGAAUAUAUCCUAAAUGAAGAUGAACCAUAAACCAUUAAAUAAUAUAUCAAAAAAGAGUUGGAAGAUGUCAUAAAAGAUAAAGUCAAAAUAGGUAGAUGUCUAUACUUAACAAUAUGAUAUUAUAUCAUAUAUUCAAAGGGAAUAUGAUAUUUUU
Molecule: messenger RNA, 961 nt
Organism: Paramecium tetraurelia
Lineage: Eukaryota; Ciliophora; Oligohymenophorea; Peniculida; Parameciidae
Exons: 4
Biological process (GO): mitochondrial translational elongation
Cellular component (GO): mitochondrial matrix
Molecular function (GO): protein binding; translation elongation factor activity
Source: RefSeq, a predicted model, not a curated record